Messenger RNA from Protobothrops mucrosquamatus (brown spotted pit viper), 540 nucleotides. RefSeq names its product carboxymethylenebutenolidase homolog. Gene Ontology annotation, molecular function: hydrolase activity. Bases 1 to 540 code for a protein of 179 amino acids. Lineage: Eukaryota; Metazoa; Chordata; Lepidosauria; Squamata; Viperidae. The record is from RefSeq and is a predicted model, not a curated record. The transcript is spliced from 4 exons.
AUGGCAGAUAAGCCUAAAUUUUGUCCAUGUGACCUUGGAGAUGUGUUUGAUUAUCAACCUCUUGGACAAGAAGUAUCAAUUGAGCAUAUUAAGGCCUAUGUAAAGAAGCCCUCUUUCCAGACCGAUGCAGCUGUAAUUGUGAUUCAUGAUAUAUUUGGAUGGCAACUCCCAAAUACUAGAUAUAUUGCUGAUUUGGUUGCUUCCAAUGGAUACAUUACAAUUUGUCCAGACUUUUUUAAGGGAAGAGAACCUUGGAAACCAUCUGAUGAUAUGUCUCAAUUAAAUGAAUGGCUAAAAACACGAGAUCCCAAAAAUAUAGAUAAGGAAACUGAUGUAGUCUUGAGAUAUUUGAAGGAAGAAUGUUAUGUGACAAGGAUAGGCGUCAUUGGCUUCUGUUGGGGUGGAUCUGCUGUACAUCAUCUGAUGUUGAACUAUUCUAUAUUUACUGCAGGCGUGUCCAUCUAUGAAACUAAUAAAAGCUUUCAGAUUUUUCAACAUCUUUUGUCAAACUCAUUAACAAGCCAAGAGAAAAAGGAGUGA